UUGUCUAAAUGACUCACCACUUCAAACUUGGACGCAUGUUUGGCCACUUGAAAGGUCGAUAUCAAAAUUUCAAAAUUUUCCACACUAUAAAAACAGACUAGAAACAAGUCAACCAAAGUUUAACCAAUGUUUACUAGUUCAGUUCAGUUUUUUCAGUCGAACCGAACAGAUCGUUUUUAAACUCAACUUGUACAGGCUAGUAACUCGGGUUAACUUAAACUAGUGAUAGUAGCUUUUGCAAACUUUUUAUAUUGAUCCAUUUUUAGUGAACACGUCUACAACCGAUUCAUUCCUUGUAGUUUUUUAGUGCCUCAUUGGUGUACUUCGGUGACAAUAUUGCUAAAUUUUUAGUAAAUUCAUCUACAAUCCAUUCAUUUCUUGGUGUUAUUUUGGGACAAUGUCUAUAGAUAAACUUCCAACAGAAAUUUUAGACUUCAUCUUUGACAAGCUCACCGAGCUAAAUGAUAUUGUAAACUGCUUUCAAGUCUGCGAAAGAUGGAGUUAUAUCAUUGGUGAGCGAACUCACAAAGUUAAAUAUUUAAUAAGUAACCCACGGCUUUUUGAUGACAAAGUUUAUUCCAAGGAUCUUGUUUAUAAUGGGAGAACAGAACCUUUAGAUGGAUCUGUUUUACUCAAGGUUUUUCCAAAUUUAAGGAUUGCUGACAUUUCCUUGCCAUACAGAAUAAGAAAAAAAUAUGACAUUUCUAAUUUAGUUUUGGAGCUGUUGAGAAAUGGCAAACACAUCAAAGGAUUAAUAGAAGUUCCGUUGAUGAAAUAUGUGGAUAUAUUCAAAAAUAGAACAGCUCUUGAAAUGUUGUGUAUCAGCCGCCUACCCGAUGAGAUACCUAUAAGUGACAUUAAUGAAAGUGUGAAACAGCUCUACACGUGUUCGCAUCCUGUCCCAAUGUCUGACUUCAGCAAACUAAUACAUUUUUUGCCGAGUUUAGAACGAUUGCAAGCAAAAAUUCGCUAUGAUAACCAAGAUGCUGGUUAUGAUGGCCCAAAACUUAUGAACCUUAAAAUAGCUGAACUGGAUCUUAGAGCGAAUUCAUUACCAGGCCUUCUACAGUUUGGAUUGGAGUUACUUGAUGCUUGCCCGGCUCUAGUAAGCGCACAUGUUUACGCUUUCACCUCUGCAGUUAUCGUCGAAGAUACAACUAAAAAUGAAAAUAUGCGAGAUUUAGUCUUGCAAUUUAGAGAGGCAGUAGCGUGGCAUUCCCAAAUAGAUUUAUUGGCCAAGUAUCCGAAUCUAAAGCAUUUGGCGUUACGAUGUAAUUUGACUUUGAGGGAUGAUCAUAUCCACGAUAUUCUAUCAACUUUACCAAAACUGGUGUUACUUGAUGUUCGUGGUUCUCCUCGAUUAACUCGUAGAUCUGCGCGUUUCGUUGAAGAUUAUUGUGAACGGCAUGGACGAUCGAUUUAUUUUUAUUUCAAAAAAGAAGAUCGCGAGCAAAUUGAGAAAGAUUGGCCACAUUUGUCAACUCGACAAGAAAUAAUUAGCCGUGGAUUCGAUUUCAUGGCAAACUGUUUUCUCAAAGACAAUGACACAUUACCAUAUUUUUUGGAUCCUAUGGAUGACUAACAAUACCAAAUUAAAAUUACCAAGCGACUAAAGCAAAUCGUGUCGAUCCAGUUGAAAGAUUGAAAAAGGAAAAUAAAAAGCUAUUAGAAAGUAAC
Molecule: messenger RNA, 1677 nt
Organism: Tetranychus urticae (two-spotted spider mite)
Lineage: Eukaryota; Metazoa; Arthropoda; Arachnida; Trombidiformes; Tetranychidae
Molecular function (GO): protein binding
Source: RefSeq, a predicted model, not a curated record